CCGCGAUGACGUCAGCGCUGACGCGUUCAUUCAGCGUCGAGUCUUCAGAGCUGAGGUGAGUCGUUGACGCUUUUUCUCGUGUUUACACAACAACAAAACACACUUUACAGUUUAUUAAAGCGACAAUCUGCGACUAGUUUCUGCGUUGAGUUCACCUCUAUCUGUGUGUUUGCUGACCAAAACAAUGCAACAGGCGGCGAGCAGCUCUGACAGAACAAUAUGAGCUCGGUGUUUGUUUACUGUGUGAGGGAAUAAAGGGAAUAUUCUGCGGCAGAUAUAUGAACUUUGAUGCUAAAAACUAAAAAAGCUCUGCCGCCAUCAGUGAAAGACAAAGACAGAGUUUAUUGAAGGACAGUGAGAAGAUGAGUGAUCCAGAACCCUGCAGAGUUAAACAGGAAGAGACUGAAGAACUAAUAGAUGUGAUGGUGAAGGAGGAGAGUGAAGAACUGAGUGAAGAUGAGGAGAAACAUCACAUCAAAACUGAAAUCAAAGCUCAGACAAAGACUGAAGAAAGUUUUGUAAUGGAAAGAACAGCCGUGAAAUGUUUCACCUGCACUCAAUGUGGAAAGAGUUACAGCCACGAAUACAAUCUCAAGCGGCACAUGAAGAUCCACACUGGAGAGAAACCUUAUAAGUGUUCACACUGCGAGAAGAGAUUUAAUUGUUCAAGAAACCUGAAUAAUCAUGAGAGGAUCCACACUGGAGAGAAAACACACAGAUGUGAUCAAUGCAGCAAAACAUUUUUGAGUUCUUCAGAUCUGAAAAACCAUCUAGGAGUUCAUACAAAGGAGAGGCCUUAUUCCUGUUCUGAGUGUGGAAAGAGUUUUAUAUUGCUGUCACAUUUUAAAGCACAUCAGAAGAUCCACACUGGUGUAAAAGAGUUUGUCUGCUUUGAGUGUAAGAAGAGUUUUUUUAGAGCUGAACAAUUGAAGCUGCAUCAGAGGAUUCACACUGGAGAGAAACCGUACAAGUGCUCAUACUGUGAGAAGAGAUUCAGAUGGUUACAAACAAUGAAAACACACGAGUUGAUUCACACUGGAGAGAAACCGUUCACAUGUACUCAGUGUGGAAAGAGUUUCAGGCAAUCAUCAUCCUUUUAUAAACACAUAAAGAUCCACACUGGAGAGAAAAUACACAGAUGUGAUCAAUGCGGUAAAAUAUUUUUGAGGCCUUCAAAUCUGGAGAAACAUCUUAGAGUUCAUACAAAUGAGAAGCUUUAUUCAUGCUCUGAGUGUGGAAAGAGUUUCACAACACCGUCACGUUUUAAAGACCAUCAGAAGAUCCACACUGGAGUGAGAGAGUUUGAAUGCUUGUCAUGUAAGAAGAAUUUUUUUACACAUGGGGACUUGAAAAAGCACCAGAAGAUCCACACUGGAGAGAAACCGCAUGCGUGUUCACACUGCAACAAGAGAUUUACUAAUUCAGGACAGCUGAAAGUACAUGUGAGGAUUCACACUGGAGAGAAACCGUACACGUGUACUCAGUGUGGGAAGAGUUUCACACAAUUAUCACACCUUACAGAUCACACAAGGACACACACUGGAGAGAAACCGUUCGUUUGUUCUCAGUGUGGGAGGAAUUUCACACAAUUAUCAAACCUUAUAGAUCACAUGAGGAUCCACACUGGAGAGAAAACACACAAAUGUGAUCAGUGCGGUAAAACCUUUCUGAGGCCUUCAGAUCUGAAGAAACAUCUUAAAGUUCAUACAAAGGAGAAGCCUUAUUCAUGAGUGUAGAAAGAGUUUAACUCAGCAAUUCCAUUUUAAAGCACAUCAGAAGAUUCACACUGGAGAGAAACCGUACUCAUACUCGGUGUUGGAAGAGUUUUGCUUGAUCAUCCACCCUUAAUGAACACCUGAAGAUAGGGGUGGAAGAGGGGAUUCUUCAAGGUGAAGAUGGCUAAAGUAAGAAACUGGUUAUUUAUAGUGAGUUAGGAAUCGUCUGAUUGGUGAAUCAUGUGUUAGUUAAUGCGGGACCAGCUGUGAUCAAUCGUAAGCAUGUGCUCCUCAAUUAGUUUAUUAAUAAACUUCACCAAGUAAAAAAUGACGUAGCGGGGGUUCCGGUGGCGUCAUCUCUCUGAAUGGCAGCUUACACAGUGGCUCCUCUUAGAAAAUCGUUCAUAAGCUCCAAUAAAUCAUCAAAAAUAUUAUUUUCGCGACUCAUGUUGCUUAAUAAGUGAGGCAAGUACGGCAAGAGGAGACAGAAACAAAAAAUACGCUGCUGGAGAAACUUACGUGAAGAAACUUAGACAAAAGCUCUCACCCACAAGAACCAGAUAGCGAAGCUAAUACUAACAAAGCUUCCCACCUGAGUGACGUGGCAUGUUUGACCAAAGUUCUGGAGGAGAUAAGGGACUUUCGUAAAGACACAAAACAACAACUAAGGGAGGUCAUCACCGAACUCACUGGUGUUAAUCAAAAGAUAGCGGAGGCCGAAACGCCAAUUGGAAAAGCAGAAGACUGCGUCCAAAACAUAGGACAGAUAAAAUUGAUGAAUCAACAAGACGAUAAACUGCUGGACCAAGAAGGGAGGUCACGACGGGGAUAUAUAAGGAUCUUCAAUGUACCCGAGGGAGCCAAGAGGGCAUCGAUGACAUUUGAAGUUGGAGAAGUUUCUACCUGAUGUGCUGGAGAUUCUGCCGACCACAGAUCUUGGUAUUGAGAGAGCUUAUCGGACACUGGCCCCAAAACCAACAGGCAAUGGAGAAGAAAGGCCGCGGUCAAUAAUAAUAAUCAAAUUCCACCGCUACAGAAUUAAAGAAGAUCUACGCAAAGCUUGGGGAAAAAAUGGUGCUCUUGAAUGAAAGAAGGUUUAUUUACGUUGAUCAAGAUUACUCUCUGACGGUUCUGCAGAAAUGCACAAAAUAUACUGAGGUGAAACGAGUGUUAAAACAGAAGCACAUACGCUUUCAGACCCCUCUCCUGGCUAAACUUUGAGUGUUUUAACAAAGAUGGGACACGACUGUAUCAGACAGCAGAGGAGGCGACUUCAGAUAUGAAGGACAGAGGCCUGACGUUAAUGUCAUCACGCUGAAAGAAAGCCUAGCUGAACAGCUAUCCCGUACUGCCUGGGAGAUGAUGAGCGGAUUGAAACCACAGGAGAUGGAAGAACAAAGAGAGAGGAACAUUAGGGAGAGGUUGCAAGUUUUUAGAAGACGACGCCUGUCCCCUUCAGAUGAACUUUAAAUGUAAAAAUAUAACACUACUAACAUAGUGAUAGUAGGUUCAAGGAAAAUAGUGCUAAAGUGUUAAAACUAACAAUUUACUACUCAAUUACAGUCAUUUGAGUGUUUGUAAUUUGUUUCUUCACACCGCUGCACAUUACUCCAGUGCUUCAGCAUCUCCAUUGGCUCCCUGUUCAUGCACAUAUUGAUUUUAGGACUUGGAUUGUAAUCUACAAAGCAGUACAUUGAUUCACUCCAGAUUACAUGUGUGAUCUGCUGCACUGAAGGGUAAAAACCAUGAGAGGUGGAGCUUUUUCUUAUGGUGUGUUUAAGUUAUGGACAGCAUUACCCACAAUUAUCAGCAAUGCAGUUUCUUUGGAUUUCUUUAAGAAGCUGCUUAAGAAGCUUCUGCAUUUGUGUUUGUUGUAUAUCUUGUAGGAUUAAUCAUUGGUUUAACUCCAGUAUGUUUCAUAAAUGCCUCCUAAUUGACAAAAGAUGAUUUAAUUAUGAUGUGUAAUCCAUGACAGUAGCAUAUUAGCAAUAUCUCAUAUUGAAAAAAAUAGUAGUGAAUAUAUUUAUAUUUUGGUCUAUGUAUUGGUCUGUGUAUUUGUCCAGCCCCUUCUCUGCUGAUUGAAAGUGCAGCAUCCACACCGAUCGCAAACUGCACUAUUUCUUUUGUUGUUGAUUUUAUUUUUUUAUUUAUUUGCUUCAAGCUAUUAUUUCUUACAUUUUUCUUUUGUUUUGUUUAUAUUUGUAGUUCAGGGAAAGAUAAUUUAGUGUAAAGUCAAACACAAGCUAUCUAUACUUAGGUUUGUUUGUAGUGGAACCUCCACUGAUGGUUUCACUUUCACGUUCACAAGAUGUAUGAAAUUGCCAUAGAAUGCUGUUUUUCAUGAUUUGAUUUAUUAAUACCGUUGUUUUAGCCGAAUACUUACCAGAUAAAUGGAAAGAUUUCAAUACUCCUCUGUUGCUUAUUGUUUUUAGAAAAUAAUUUAAUCUUUUCCA
This is a messenger RNA of Danio aesculapii, 4168 nucleotides long. Its product is annotated as zinc finger protein OZF-like. The record is from RefSeq and is a predicted model, not a curated record. Bases 363 to 1730 code for a protein of 455 amino acids. NCBI's taxonomy places the organism in Eukaryota, Metazoa, Chordata, Actinopteri, Cypriniformes, Danionidae. The transcript is spliced from 3 exons.